AAAAAACGUAGAAGAUUUCACUGGACCUAGAGAAAGAAGCGAUCUGGGAUUCGUCACAUUUGACAUUACUGCAGAUCUGCAGAGUAUAUUUGACUGGAAUGUUAAACAAUUGUUUCUAUAUUUGUCUGCAGAAUAUUCAACGAAAAACAAUGCUCUAAACCAGGUGGUACUUUGGGACAAGAUCAUGUUGAGAGGAGAUAAUCCAAGGCUGUUCUUAAAAGAUAUGAAGUCAAAGUACUUUUUCUUUGAUGAUGGAAAUGGUCUCAAGGGAAACAGGAACAUCACUUUGACUCUCUCCUGGAAUGUUGUACCAAAUGCUGGCAUUCUACCUCUUGUAACAGGAUCGGGACAUGUGUCUGUACCUUUCCCAGAUACCUAUGAAACAACAAAAAGUUAUUAAAUUAUGAUACUGCAUCCUAAGCAAGAUAUUUUUAUACUUGUAUAUUGUGAAUAAAUUUUAUUGUAGUUUCUUUUCACAUCCCCUGCAACCCUUCAGUGAAAGGUACUCAAUUUCCUCAGGUUUAACAGCAUAGGAAGAUGAAAUGAAAGUUCAGAGGGAUUUUUUAAUAACACAUUGAAGCUUGAACUUAAGGGAAAGGUAAAUUGGAGAGUAAUUGUUUUGGAGGGGCAAACUGAGGAUUUUUUUUUUUUUUCCCUUCCUAGCCAUCUGGGUAUAGCUCUCAUUUUCUUUUAAAUAAACAUUUUUAAACCAGAA
Apaloderma vittatum (bar-tailed trogon) is the source of this 715-nucleotide messenger RNA. It is a transcript of the gene SPCS3, whose product is annotated as signal peptidase complex subunit 3 homolog (S. cerevisiae). The annotation marks the transcript as partial. Gene Ontology annotation, biological process: protein targeting to ER. The transcript has 4 exons. Gene Ontology annotation, cellular component: signal peptidase complex; membrane. NCBI's taxonomy places the organism in Eukaryota, Metazoa, Chordata, Aves, Trogoniformes, Trogonidae. The record is from RefSeq and is a predicted model, not a curated record.